AGGGCAGCCGGGGGAACUAGACAUUCGGGAGCAGCCCGCGGCACUGCUCCGGCGUCUGCUGCGGUCCGCCUAGCUGCUCUGAGCCGAUCGUACAAUCCUCGGCAGUGUCCUGAGACUGUAUGGUCAUCUCAGCCAUCGCGCCCGCCCGGCCCCAGACUCUUUCAACUGCCGUCGUUAGAGUCACUUUUAUUUUUAAUUUUUUUGAAAACCCAGGACAGUGGCUGCUUUUCGAAGAAGAAAAAGAACUUCGGUCCCUUUUCGCUCCCCUCGUUUUUGCGUUUGACAGCCUCCUCCCACUCCUUUCCCUGACCCCGCCUCCCGGUGCAGGUUCCUCCCUGUCACCUUUCUCCACCCCCUUUUCCCGCACCUAGCCAGCAGCCCGCAAACUUGCACCUGACUGUGCGGGGCUCUCGAGCCUGUGAGCACUUAGGACCAUUAACACGGGCCCGGACCUCAGGGAGUGGGAAAGCGCCAGCAGCUGCAAAUCCCCACCGGCCAAGGAACCCAGGUGCUCGGCGUCUCAAAAGGGCCACAGCGACAAUGACAGCUGACAAGGAAAAGAAAAGGAGCAGCUCCGAGAGAAGGAAGGAGAAGUCCCGGGAUGCAGCGAGGUGCCGGCGAAGCAAGGAGACGGAGGUCUUCUAUGAGCUGGCCCACGAGCUGCCCCUGCCUCACAGCGUGAGCUCCCACCUGGACAAAGCCUCCAUCAUGCGGCUGGCUAUCAGCUUCCUGCGAACACACAAGCUCCUGUCCUCAGUUUGCUCUGAAAAUGAGUCUGAAGCCGAGGCUGACCAGCAGAUGGACAACCUGUACCUGAAAGCUUUGGAGGGUUUCAUUGCCGUGGUGACUCAAGAUGGCGACAUGAUCUUUCUGUCGGAAAACAUCAGCAAGUUCAUGGGACUCACACAGGUGGAGCUAACGGGACAUAGCAUCUUUGACUUUACUCAUCCCUGUGACCACGAGGAGAUCCGUGAGAAUCUGAGUCUCAAAAAUGGCUCUGGUUUUGGGAAGAAAAGCAAAGACAUGUCCACAGAGAGGGACUUCUUCAUGAGGAUGAAGUGCACGGUCACCAACAGAGGCCGAACUGUCAACCUCAAGUCAGCCACCUGGAAGGUCUUACACUGCACCGGCCAGGUGAAGGUCUACAACAGCUGCCCCCCUCACAGCAGUCUCUGUGGCUACAAGGAGCCCCUGCUGUCCUGCCUCAUCAUCAUGUGUGAACCCAUCCAGCACCCGUCCCACAUGGACAUCCCCCUGGAUAGCAAGACCUUCCUGAGCCGCCACAGUAUGGACAUGAAGUUCACCUACUGCGACGACAGAAUCACAGAACUGGUUGGUUACCAUCCAGAGGAGCUUCUCGGCCGCUCAGCCUAUGAGUUUUACCAUGCACUGGACUCAGAGAACAUGACCAAAAGUCACCAGAACUUGUGCACCAAGGGUCAGGUGGUGAGCGGCCAGUACCGGAUGCUGGCAAAGCAUGGCGGCUACGUGUGGCUAGAGACACAGGGGACGGUCAUCUACAAUCCUCGUAACCUGCAGCCCCAAUGCAUCAUGUGUGUGAACUACGUCCUGAGUGAGAUUGAGAAGAACGACGUGGUAUUCUCCAUGGACCAGACGGAAUCCCUGUUCAAGCCGCACCUGAUGGCCAUGAGCGGCAUCUUCGACAACAGUGGCGAGUUGACUAUGUCUGAGAAGAGUAACUUCCUGUUCACCAAGCUGAAGGAGGAGCCUGAGGAGUUGGCCCAGCUGGCUCCCACUGCGGGAGAUACCAUCAUUUCUCUGGAUUUCGGGAACCAGAGCUUCGAGGAGUCCUCAGCCUAUGGCGAGACCAUCCUCCUCCCGAGCCAACCGUGGGCCAAGGAACUGAAGAGCCACGGUGCCCAGAGCGAGGCCCAGAGCCUGCCCGCCUUCACCAUGCCCCAGGUGGCUGCCCCAGGGAACACCAGCCCCAGUGUCACCAGUAGCAGCAGUUGCUCCACGCCCAACAGCCCUGAAGACUAUUACACGUCUCUGAAUGAUGAUCUGAAGAUUGAAGUGAUUGAAAAACUCUUUGCCAUGGAUACCGAGGCAAAGGACCCAUGCAGCACCCAGAUGGAUUUCAACGAGCUGGACUUGGAGACACUGGCACCCUACAUCCCCAUGGAUGGGGAAGACUUCCAGCUAAGCCCCAUCUGCCCAGAGGAGAGGCUCAUGCCAGAGAACCCUCAGUUCACCCCCCAGCACUGCUUCAGUACCAUGACAAACAUCUUCCAGCCACUGGCCCCUAUGGCUUCUCACGGCCCCUUCCUCCUGGACAAGUAUCAGCAGCAGCUGGAAAGCAAGAAUAUAGAGGCUGAGCACCAGCCCAUGUCCUCCAUCUUCUUUGAUGGCGGGAGCAAGGCAUCCCUGCCACUGUGCUAUGGCCAGGCCAACACCCCUCUCUCUUCUUUGGGGGGCAGAUUCAACACACAGUGGCCCCCUGAUCCACCCUUACAUUUCAGGCCCUCGAAGUGGCCUAUUGGGAAUCAGCACACUGAGGCCUCGGGGGCGUCACCGUUGGAGCCCCCUGACACCUCGCACCAUCUUUCCAUGUUGAAGAAGAGGUCUGCAAAGCGCUUCAGGCCUCAGGGCCCAGACUCAAUGAGCCCGGCCAUGAUAGCCCUCUCCAACAAGCUGAAGCUGAAGCGACAGCUGGAAUAUGAGGAGCAAGCCUUCCAAGACAUGAAUGGGGGGGACCCUCCAGGAAGCAGCACUUCACAUUUGAUGUGGAAAAGGAUGAAGAAUCUCAGGGGCUGUGGGAACUGCCCUUCGAUGCCUGACAAACUGCUGAGUGCGGACAUACCCAGUGAUGAGUUCACCCAAAAUCCCAUGAGAGGUCUGAGCCAGCCUCUGAGACACCUGCCACCAUCACAGCCACCAUCGGCUGUGAGCCCCAGGGAGCACGCCAAGAGCGGCUUCCCCUCACAGUGUUGUGCCUUCCAGUACCAGGACUACAGUCUGCCAUCAGCUCACAAGGUGUCAGGAAUGGCAAGCCGGCUGCUUGGGCCCUCGUUUGAGCCCUACCUGCUGCCAGAAUUGACCAGAUAUGACUGUGAGGUGAACGUUCCUGUACCAGGAAGCUCCACGCUCCUGCAAGGAGGGGACCUCCUCAGAGCCCUGGACCAGGCCACUUGAACUAGAGCCUUCUACCAGGCAGGAACCCCUGCCAAUGCCAUCCUGCCAGCUUCACUCUCUAUGUCUUUUUUUGCAACUAGGUAUUUCUAACACCAACACACUUUUUACAAGAUGUACUUACCUGGCAAACUUGCCCAAGUCACCAAGUAAUGGCCUUUUUUGGAAGAUGCUCAUUUUAUUAUCCAUAUUUUUAAAAUACACAAUUGUUUUACCCUCUGUGUUUUACUUUGUCAAUGAAAAUAUUCUUAAAUUUUGUAAGAUUUCCCCCUCAACUUCAGUUACUUCUAAUUUAUAUUAUUCAUAGGCCUUUCUCUCUCUCUCACACACACACAAACAUAGUCAUACUAACAAGUUCGGUGUAUGUUUGUUCUACUGUAGGGAAAGCUUUGGCUUCAUUUAACUAAAAAGAUUUUGUUGUUGUUGCCAAAGAGAAACAAAUAAUUUCGCUUUCCAAGCUUGAUUUGUAGCCUCUCCCUCUCACAGCCCUUCUCCUUUCUUUUUUAAAACCAAGCACCAUAUUGUAAAUUUCAGUCUUUUUUUUUUUUUUAAAUCCAACUCUUUGCUCUAAUUUUUAUGACUUUUGGGGAAAAAAAGAAAUGUGAAGGAUGAACUCCAGUGUAUGUGGUUAUCUGUGAAAGUUGCACAGUGUGGCUUUUCCUAAACUGUUUGGUGUUUUUCCCCUACAUUCAGUGAAUUUUUUUUUUAAUUAUUAUUCAAAACCAUAACUGAGGUUUUUUUUUAAAAAUUUAUAUCUGGGUUAAGUGUUUAUCAUAUAUAUGGGUACUUUGUAAUAUCUAAAACUUAGAAACGGAAAUGGAAUCCUGCUCACAAAAUCACUUUAAGAUCUUUUUUAAGCUGUUAAUUUUCUUUUUCCUGGUGUUGCUGACACUGCAGAAUUGUACAGUACCUCCACGGGCCUGUACUAACACUGCGCAAGGUCCCUCGCUGUUGGCUUUUGCUUUUGGGGUAUACCAUACGCAUGACAAACAAUCAAAGAUGUGGAAUCAAGUGGGAGCAUUGCGAGCUGUCUUCUCCUCAUGUUCUGUAUGUAUUAUGUAUGUAUGUAUAUAUUAUUAUUGCUGCCAAGAGGGUCAGAUGGCACAUCAUGGGUUGGGGGGGAGGGUGGGGCAAAUCUAAGGGAGAGGAAGUGCUUUAACUUUUCUUAAGGUUCUGUCGCUAGCCCUUCAAGUACACUGAACUACGUGACUAAUGGGCUUUCUGUGGCACAUUUGGAUAUUUCCAGAACUACCAUGAGAUGGUUUAGAUGGGAAUUCAUGAAAGAAAGUAAGGAUUCAGAAAUGUCGUAGUGAUCCAAUCCAUGUCUUCCCAGCUUACCACCUCGGAGCACAUGGAGCUGGACUUAGAGGGCGCAGAAAGUAGGAGCAGCUAGUCCUGACCAUCCCAGUGCCCCUUCCUCCUCCUGUCCUGCCCUCAGAUCGCCCCGCAAGGCCGAGGUGCAGCGCCUCCUGCUGGUGAGCAGCAGGCAGACCUCCAGCACAGCCCCAGCCUUAGGCCCUCCCCCAGGUCUGUUUGUCACUUGAAGUGACUUGUAUAGGUAGGAAGCACUGGAAAUAGAGUGUUCUCAGAGCACUUUAACUCACUGGGUAAGAGGGACAAUACUUUUUGGUUUUUAAAUACCAAUCACAGAACUCUUCUGUCAUGGGUACAAUGAAGAAGUUUCUAGAAACACACACACAAUGCACAGCAGGCCAAGAAUUGGGUAAGCCUGGAUGGAUUUAUUGCCAAAAACAAAAUGAAAAAAUUUAAAUUUCAGAAGAAAUUAAGUGAUAAAUCUAAUUACCUAGUCACUGUGUUGCCCAAAUCCUACUUAAGCACCACAGCUUUGUUCCACACACGGCAAUAGAACUUGAAGGGCUACUGACAUGUAAAUACUGGUGUUUGAUUCCUGUGUGUGUUGCCUCAGCAUUAAGGGUAUUUGACCCUUGCAGUUUUACUAAAACACUCUGAAAAAUAUUCCGAGCUUCAAUAUUAACCUUACCUAUCAACGUAACGAGUUCAUGUACAUGAUUAUUUUGUUGAAUUCCUACUGACAACAUUGUUACUAUAUGGGAGCUUAACUUUAUAAGGAAAUGUAUUUUGACACUGAUAUCUUAUUAAAGUAUUCUGAUCCUAC
Rhinolophus ferrumequinum (greater horseshoe bat) is the source of this 5287-nucleotide messenger RNA. RefSeq names its product endothelial PAS domain protein 1 (gene EPAS1). The record is from RefSeq and is a predicted model, not a curated record. Gene Ontology annotation, molecular function: RNA polymerase II transcription regulatory region sequence-specific DNA binding; DNA-binding transcription factor activity, RNA polymerase II-specific; protein dimerization activity. Gene Ontology annotation, biological process: cellular response to hypoxia; regulation of transcription by RNA polymerase II. Lineage: Eukaryota; Metazoa; Chordata; Mammalia; Chiroptera; Rhinolophidae. Gene Ontology annotation, cellular component: cytoplasm; transcription regulator complex; nucleus. The transcript has 16 exons. Bases 541 to 3153 code for a protein of 870 amino acids.